GGAACGUUACUCGAAACACGCAUGCACGUCCAAGGAUGUGCGAUCGCGCGAGGGUACGGUGCGGCAAACUCGCACACGUUAGCACCAGCAGCCGCGUAUCGAGGCGAUCGGUACGCGGGAGGAAGGAUAACCGGAAAAAAUCCUGACGGAGCAUCGCACGGCCAGGCCGCCUAAGGUGAGGCUCGCUCCUGCGUUCCUCACCGGCGGCGCCAGGUGUUUUCGGCCGCGGCCGUGUGCGAGCGAGCGAGAGAGCGAGUGCGCAGCGCGCGCGUAAAAUAGCCGCGUUGGAUCGCGCUGAAUCAACAGGUAGAUCGGCGGGUCGGUAUGCGUGGGACGUCGUGCGCGGCACGGUCUCUCGUAGCGCCGGGAUUCGCCGCGGGUCCCUGCGAAAGAUGCAGUGCGCGAGCGAGCAUCGCAACGACACGCCACCGCGGCGAGGACGACGACGAGUCUUAGGGGGCGACUUGAGAUCGGCAGCCGACGGACAGCGGGAGGGAGCGGCGCUCCGGGUGGAGACGCGCGUUCUCUAAACUCGCGUGCUCGCUCGCGCACGGGCGGAUUCCGCGCAUACCAACGCCGCUGGUCCAGCUUCCCCGCGAGCGGCGCGGCGGCCGCAUCGGGAGAGUGAUUUUUGUGAUCGCCGCUCUCGUCAAUGACACGCGCGGAAUGCGCUGAGCGAGCGCGCGAUCCCACGCUGCGCUGUACGCGCCGACAUUGUUGCGCGUCCGCCUCGUUACGCUGGGCCAUUUAAAAAUCGUCCGGACGCGACAGUGAAGUGCGAGAGUGCGCGAGAAUUUCGAAUGCGGCGCAGAACGAACGCGAGACUCGUCGACGUCGUUAGAGCGAUGUGCGUUUCGUCCCGGUGCAUAACGGACAAAUGAUCCCGCUCCUCGUGACACUGAACAUUGUUGCAUAUUUAUAAUCCUCUCUGCCAAAUUUCUUCUGGAAGUGAAGAGUGGAUUGAUAAAAGCAACAUAAAAAGAUUGCUAGGCAUUCCAAAUGGGCGAUAAAAGCCCAUUAUGGCCCAGUGUCAUCAAUCACAACAUCAGCACGAAUUUUUGCCCCUGUGCGACGUCCUAUUCAACAUUAUUUCUUUAGCAUCCUACUUUUGCGAUGUUGUCUUUGACUUUGCGAUGAUAUACUCUCUCGCCCAUCAAGCAAUAGCACCACCCGUGCUUUUUCCACUGAGCAUCACUUUCAUAGCUACUUCUUUGUUGAUCUCUCAAAUUGUCAGCUUACGGUGGUAUCUCUGGGGAGCCAGGGGUAAACUAACAAACAGCAAUGCGUCCGACUGCGACGUGAAUCCAGUGAAGAAAAUUGGCAACUGGGCUGUAGGCUACGUUCUCUUGCUCCAUUCUACCCAAAUUGGUGUGCUAUGGAGAUAUUUCAAGUUAUUUAUCCCAGUCAAUUUAACUUAUGUGAAGCAUGAGGUGAGGGAACUCUGUGUGUUACGGCUGAUACACGCGUUUUGCGAGGCCGCCCCGAUGCUGCUGCUGCAGCUGUAUCUCUAUCUAUCCAUCGACACCACUGACGGCGGUGAGAUAGAGGCCGGGAAACCAAAGGAAAGCGAGGACAAGGACGUCAGUAAAUUGGCCAAGUUGACGCUGGUGUCGGCAGGGUUCUCCUUGUGGAGCGUGUGCUGGGCGGUGGCCAGUUUCAGCAAAGGUGCCGCGCGCCUACGCAAUCUAGAACGCCUAGUGCUGACGUGGCUGGGGGUGCUGGCGCAGCUAUUCUGGCGUCUGGGAACCGUGAGCGCUCGUGUCGGAGCACUGGUUGCAUACGCUUCGCUGUACGGUGGACAAUGGUUGUUGAUCGUCAUGGCCCUACACUGGUUGACCAUGUUGACGUGGCUACUGCUCACGCCGGAUGGACUCUUCCACGGCGGCGAGCGCCUGCCUCUCCUUAGGAAGACUUUUCUCGCCUCUCUCCUCGCCUUCGUGUACAUAUUUGCAUACGUUAAUCUACAUGAAACAAAUCAUCGUCAGAAAAUGGUGAUAUUUUACACCGUGAUGUUCUUGGAAAACAGUUUGCUCAUCGGCGUGUGGAUGACCGGUGUUAACCGCGCUGACGUUUUGCCUCAGCAGCAGCAUUUACAUCCACUUACUCUAGCACUGACUCUUCUAGCUUUAUUUUUCGGUGGCAUGUUUUUCAUGGGUCUCUAUUACAGAUUUUUUCACGUGAGAAGAUUAAGGUACGAAGCUGGCGGAAGGAUGACAGGCUCGAAUCUCACGACGUUGUCCAAUCAGGACAAUGCGGAAGAGAAGCAAGUAGAUUACAACGAAGAGAAGAAGGUCAACAUCAGCAUCGGCAUGAGAAAAGUGAAAUUGAGCAACGGUGGUAUACCAGGCGUAUUCAAUUGUCGUUUCGCGAAUCCAACGGCUGUGAAUCCGAAUCGCAAGAAGAAGAAGCCGACCACCUUCGUACCUCCGCCGCCGCCGCAGCCGCAAACGGGCACGGUGAUGAAUUCCGUGACGGCAAUGGGAGAACCGAAGCAGUGGCUGAACGUGGGCAAUGGAUCGCGGCAAUUGAUCCCAUUUUGGAAGAAACCGCUGUCGACUAACAUAGUGCAGAACGACGGUUCCCAUGAGCGGAAAAGCGAAACUGACGUAGCGAUCAGUGGUUCGUUAAACGUCACCUUAAUACGGGAAAAAUUGAAAGAGAAGAAGCAGCAGCAACUGCGCGAACUGCGGGCCAUACAAGAGGAGAUCAAGGAGGGCAAAUUGUUCCCACCUCCGUCCGCAUCGACAUCCUCCUUCUCGUCCUCCCCCUCCGCCUCGAACCAGCAACCACCGCCGAACACGAAGCUGCAUACCUCUCCGAGUUCACCGUUAUUCACGUCCCCGCCGUCGUUCUCUGAGCAGAACGGCGGUGGCGCGUUGUCGUCCUGGCCACCCGUGAAGAUGCACUGCCUCUUACCGCCGCCGCCCUCCUCCCCGUACUAUCACAAUCCACACCCCUCGAAUCCAUGGAGAGUGGCGCCUCAACGAGAGCGAGCAGACACGCCGGAGAUACUGCUGGCACCGCGAUGCCUUCCGCAUCAUUAUCCUCAUUGGUCUCCGCCUGGACAUCUCAGUCAUAGACUGCACACGAAUCAAAAUGGAGCUGAGGAAAGUUCCAAGGGCGAAGGCGAGGGGGAGGCGGAGGUCAGCGAUAUGGAGGGUAGUCAGGUCUCGUUACCCAGAAGUUACACGCUUCCCCGCGAAUUUAAGUAUAAUCAUCCCAGCAACGCCGUGAGGGAACGAGAGCGUCGCGCGGGAAAUAAUAAAGUGCCACCUUCACGCUUUUAUUUGCCGUCCACUAAUAGCUCUGAUGGUGAUGUAGAUAGUGCCGAUAACGAGGAUGAGACGGAUUCGGAAGCGCAAAUUCGAACGAAGGCCAGUCACGCUCAUAAUCACGAUGAGGCCUUGCAGAGGCGUCACAUCUACGAAAACAACGAAGGGAACAACGUUCUCGAUACUAAUCCGGAAUGCGGCGCGUCCAAUAAUUGUUAUCCAAAUAAUUCUCACGGUGCCUUACGACCGAAUCAGUUGCUUAGAACUCGAGUGAAACAUGAAACGAAACUUUGAACUUUUAUUGUAACGCAUAAUUAUAAAUUUCGCCAUGACACGCACGCCUAGCGUUGAAAAAUCUCUUCAAAAAUUCGAUGUUUUAAGUAUUGAAAAGCCGUUGCCUCGAGACGUGUAAAUAUAUAAUUUGUAAUACGCUCACACGUAAACGUAUAUUUAAAAGCAUCUCUUUUGCUGGGAGUGUAUGCCUGCUUGCAAUACGAUACUUUACUCGCAAUAGAAAACUUAAUUUAAUAAUCUUAUUUCGUCGUGAUGUCGCGCAAUUGUGCAAAUAUGCAAUAUCACGAUCGAUCGAAUAUGUCUAGAUAAAUUUUAGAGAAGAAGACAUAUAGGGGAUAAGUAAUAAGUGCCUUAUUUUAAUAAAAUUAGUGUACGACGUGAAUGUUUUACAUGACACAUAAAGUUACCUGAAUAUACUAGAAAUCGCGCGUACACUUCUUGCUCUCGUACUUAUACAACGCAUACGCAACAAUAAAAAUUCGCAAUAACGAAUUUAAGGUAUUAUGAUAAGCUAUUUAAAGAGAUAUAUUCAUAUUUUGUUAUACAUUUGUAAAUAUACAAUCUUCCGAUAUUUCUUCUGCGUUCUUUCUAUUUUCCUUACAAUUUAUUUUUAUUUUUCUUUUUUCUGAAUUUUUUAUUCUUUACCUUGAAGUAUUUUAUGGAUAUUGUGGCAUGAUCAAUUGUAACGCGUGUACGCUUAUCGUGUUGUUUUGACACAUAUGCAUAAAAUAUGUUAUAAAUAGUUUUAUGUGCAUUAUAAAUACCUUUAUGCAUGAUAUUCGCUUCUUGCGAUUUGUAUAAAUAGGACGCAUUUUCCGGGACUGAUUCAGAACAUUAUUAACGUCCUACUUUGCGAACAUCUUGUUACUUUCCGCGAAAAUAUAUAUUUUCUCGUUAAAAUGAAGUGUCUAGUGAUUGUUUUAAUUGCAAUGCUCGCUGUUAAUGCCGUAACAGCUGCUUCUGAUAAAUUGCCACCUGACUGACGACUGCUGUCGUAACUUGGUAUGCUUGACAUAUCUGGCUAAAUGUAUUCCCGGUAAAAUUUCGAAUGAUGACAGACCUAUUGGAGAUGGACCUUUUCCUCCAGGAUAUCCAAA
Messenger RNA from Ooceraea biroi (clonal raider ant), 4663 nucleotides. RefSeq lists its product as uncharacterized. Lineage: Eukaryota; Metazoa; Arthropoda; Insecta; Hymenoptera; Formicidae. The record is from RefSeq and is a predicted model, not a curated record. Gene Ontology annotation, cellular component: membrane.